Oncorhynchus mykiss (rainbow trout) is the source of this 1655-nucleotide messenger RNA. Lineage: Eukaryota; Metazoa; Chordata; Actinopteri; Salmoniformes; Salmonidae. The record is from RefSeq and is a predicted model, not a curated record.
AUGUAUACAAUGCAGAGCUGGACUUGUAUUUGUCUUAUUAUUUGCAGUAUGCAGAGCGUGUGUCAUUGCUGUGACUGGAGCCGACACCACUACGGUCACUUGAGCGCAGAAUACCUUUCCCUGCUGGACCAGAUGGGAGGAGAUAUAACAAAGCAGAAUGCCCCAGUCUUUUUCCCAACAUCACUUUACAGACACAUAGAUGAUGCCGAGGUUGAGGACAAAGUCAGAUUCCGGAACGAGGCCAUCUAUAAAAUCACAAAACUGUUUGAUGGGAAUAUGAAGUCCGUCACCUGGAACAAGAAAAACCUGGACGAUUUCCUCAAAAUUCUAGAAAACCAAUUUGAGAACCUUAAUUCCUGCGUAAUAUUGUUUCAUUUUGUCCGACAUGUAUCACCUGCCAUGAAACCUGAGAGGAGACUGAAACGGUACUUCAAGAAGUUGAAUAGGAAGGUUCUGAGAAAAAUGGUGAGUUUGAUUUCAACUACAGUGCUCAUCAGGAAAGAGAUGAAACGUCAUCUGCAAAUAUUGGAUAUCCUUGUGGCACAAUUGUACUGACCAUCCAGACUCAUUUCAGAAGCUACACCCUUACCAGUUUAUAAAGCAUGAAUACAAUCAUGUGGGACCCUGUCAGUCUAUUUAUUAUAUUUAAAUAAUAAAUUAUCGUUUUUUAUUUUAAUAAUUUAUUAUUUAUAUUUUGUAUUUCCGGCGACAAAAGCCUGCCAUGGAAACAGGCGGAGGCAGAUGGAGAGAUCAGGAGUUACGGCAGAGACGGGAGCACGAGAGGCAACUCCCUCCCCCCCAAAAAUUGGGGAGGGACACAGGUUGGCGAGCGGAGUUGGUCACGGUUCCAGUGCCAUGUUUUACGCACCGUGCCUUCAGUGCACAGUCACAGCUCGGUGCGUGCAGUACAUGCUCUCCGUACCUGCCCCGUAAAGAGGGGUAUCCAGCCAGGAAGGGUGGUGCCGGCUCAGCGCUCCUGGUCUCCAGUGUGCCUCCUCGGGUCAGGAUAUCCUGCGCCUGCUCUGCGCAAGGUGUUUCCAGUGCAACUGCACAGCCCAGUGCAUCCUGUACCAGCACCUCGAACAUGCCGGGCUAAAGUGGCGAUUCAGCCAGGAGGGGUUGUGCUUGCUCUAAGCUCCAGACCUCAGUGUGCUUUCACAGCCCAAUGCGUCCUGUGCUGGUCCCCUGCACUUGCUGGAUUGAAGUGGGUAUCCAACCAGGAUGGGUUGUGCUUGCUCCACAAACCAGGCCUCCAGUGUGUCUCUCCAGCCCGGUGAGUCCUGUGCCUGCUCCACGGACCAGGCCUCCGGUGUGUCUCUCCAGCCCGGUGAGUCCUAGUGAGUCCUACUAAUGGUCAAUAGUGAAUUGUAAAUUGGAGUUGGGUUUCAGUUCAACAUCUGUUCGGAUUCUGUGGAAUGCCACUCCUGAACUCAGUGCCAUAUUGUCAUAGGUCUGUACAUUGAGUCGGGGGCAGGAUGUGGCCAUUGGCCACGUUGUACUGCAAGGACUUCUGAUUGGUCAGCCCCAGGCUGGGGAGGGGGGUUAUAAAAGGCAUCCUGUUCCUAUGUUCAGUGGGGAAAAGCUGAGGACAGGGGAGACUGAACAUCUACCUCCCAGCAUAACAUAUUGAUUUGUCGUCUCACAAUAAACCAAUU